CUUAAAGUGCUGAAAUUAAAAGUUUAACGAAGAGGCCUUUACAAAUCUUGUUAUUAAUUAAAUAAAACGAAAGAUUCAGAUAAAAAAGAAAGACGUUUUUGAAUUAAUUAAUGUUUUUACAAAAGAUGAAGAAGUGAAUAAACAAACAAGGCUGUCUUCUGUUUUGUAAUUUUGGUGUGUAAAAAAUAUUAAAAAGGAGACUCAAAGCUUUCCUGAAGGAAAUUUAUUAAAGAAUUUAAGCUCCAUAAAAAAAAUUUCGAUGAAAUCAAACGGCAAUAUGGAGGCUGGUUACAUCAAUGAAGAUGAAAUAGAGCCCGUCAUGGAUGAAGGUGGCCAGUUGAAGUCAAAGAACGGUCAAAAAUACGUAGUGAACCCAUAUCGAGACGCUGAAGGAUUUUAUGUAACCCGUUCUUGCGCAUUUAUUUACAUUAUAUUAUUCAUUAUCAUGAUGAUCUUAACUGCUCUGCUAACCUACGUUUUAUUAGUGCCGAGUUGUGCGAAUGACUCUGUAAAUGGCAGCGUGGUCCACGCAGGAAGUGUAUGGAAAUCAUCACAAGAUCUUGAAGAUCAUGGUCAUAUUAACGGAGAUGGAGUUCUUAGUGACCAAGCGAUUGUUUUAAAAACUACUGAAGAACCACUAGUUGAAGAUGAGAUAGAAUUUCAUGAAGGUUGGGCUCCCUCGCACUAUGACUUGCUUCUUGAACCUCAUAUUGAAAAUUCAACUUGUUCUGGACGUGUCAACAUAUGGUUAACAAGAAAUCAUGAAACCAAAGAAUUAAAUCCAAUUGUACUUGACAUUACUGACAUCGAAAUCACUGACUGCAGCGUAUUCAAGGUUGAUAGCAUGAGAAAUAAUAUUCAAGAAGAUCUGCAGUACAAUUGUGAAUAUGGAAAAGAUAAUGCGAGUUAUGUUAUCACACUUAAAGAGACGAAACAUAGUUUGACGAAUGUUUCUGUGAUCUUGCAAUUUUCAAGUAAAUUGACAAACACUUUACAAGGGUUUUAUAAAGGAAACUUCUUCAAUGACGACACAAAGUCAAACAGUUGGUUUGUUAGCACUCAAUUCUCACCAAUUGAUUGUCGUAGAGCUUUUCCAAGUAUUGACCGUCCAUAUGCUAAAGCAACAUUUAAGAUCAGCAUAAUAAGACCAAUUGAAAAGACAACAUUCAUGUCCAAUAUGCCAGUAGAAUCGAGCGAACCCGUACGACCCGGUUUCAUUCGCGAAAAUUACAUGAUCACGCCGAAAAUGUCAACUUAUCUUGUCGCGUUCCACAUUUCUGAUUUGAAAGUUGCUAAAGAAUCAGAUCCAAACGAUAAAUCACUGCCUCAUAUCAAGAUGUAUGCUCGUCCCGAAUAUGAAAACAUGACUAACUUCGCGUACAAUUUGACUGCCGCAUCACUGCCAUUUUUUGAGAGAUAUUUCGGUGUUGAGUUUCGUCUUCCAAAGAUAGACAUGGUAGCUGUUCCCGACUUUGGAUUUAAUGGAAUGGAGAAUUGGGGAUUGAUAACCUUCCGUGAGUCAGCAAUGCUUGCACCAGAAAAUACAAAAAAGAGCUCUUCAGUAAAUCAUCUUCAAAAUCUUGCAAAGACUCUUGUUCAUGAAGUGGCGCACCAAUGGUUUGGAAAUUUAGUCACCAUGAAGUGGUACGAUGACUUGUGGUUGAAAGAAGGCUUCUCGACUUACCUUCAAUAUGUUGCAACGGAUGCGAUUAAACCCGAGUGGGAUUAUUUAAAAACGAUAACGAUGAGUGAAUUCAGCAAAGCAAUGCCAAAAGAUUCCGAUACAUCAUCACAUCCAAUAUCUUUUCCUGUCAAAACGAAAUCCGACAUUCGACGUGUUUUCGAUCCAAUUUCAUAUUCAAAAGGCGCUUUAAUUAUUAACAUGAUGCGAAGCUUUCUUGGUGAAACAACCUUUCGAAUGAACUUGAAGAAUUAUUUGCAUAAAUUUGAAUAUGGUAAUGCAAUUCAGGAUGAUUUGUGGGAAGUAAUGACAAUUAAUGCACAUAAAGACAAAGUGCUUGACGAGAGAUUUACAGUGAAGCAAAUCAUGGAUUCAUGGACUGUGGAUAGUGCUGGUUAUCCAGUCGUUACCGUCACAAGAAAUGGAACUGACAUUAUUGUUUCACAACAACGUUACAUGCUGCCACAAACUAAUGAAAGUGACACAACCAAAUGGUUUAUUCCAAUUUCCUUUGCCACAUCAAAACAUCAACCAUCAUCUGAGAUUCCCGAAUAUUGGCUGCCAAAUACUGAAAAGGAAAUUGUCAUACCUAAUGUUGUUGCUGAAGACGAAUGGAUUUAUUUGAAUCUUAAUCGAAGUGGUUAUUAUCGUGUCAACUAUGAAAAUGUGUCAUGGAAGAAUCUGAUAAAUAAUUUCGGGAAACUCCCUGAAGUGGCUCGAGCAAUGUUAAUUGAUGACAGUUUUAAUUUGGCUCGUGCUGGUUUAUGUUCUUAUGAUAUUCCAAUUACAAUGGGAAUUAUUAUCAUACGAGAUCCUUAUGAUUUUCUCGCUUGGUGGGCGUUUGCUAACGGUUUAGAUUACAUCACUAACAUGGUGAAACGUGAACCAGCAUAUGAAAGCUUCAGAACAGUUAUUAAGCACAUUAUAAAGACUCCCUACAAUGAAUUGGACUUUACAGAAUUAGACGACGAGACUGAUGUUGAACUUCUUCAUCGUUCCCGUAUCAUUGACUUAGCUUGCGAAUUUGGCAUUGAUCGAUGCACAAACAAAGCGCAAUUAUUAUUCCGUGAUUGGAUUGGAAAUAAAGUUGAAAACAAAAUUCCACCAAAUCUUAAAUCAACAAUUUAUUGCAUAACAUUGCGUGAAGGUGGAGCGACAGAAUGGAAUUUUGCUUACAAACAAUAUCAAGAAACGACGAGUGCUUCAGAGAAAGAAAUUCUUUUGUCGGCAUUGGGUUGCACUCAAAAGCCGUGGCUUCUAUCCAAAUAUCUGAACUUGACAAUAACAGCAAACUCGCCUAUUAGAAAGCAAGAUGGAGCGCGUGCCUUCGCAGCUGUUGCUAAGAAUAUUGUGGGAUCAGAAUUGGCUUUUGAUUUUCUUUACACAAACAUUGCAGAGAUUUCUGAGUACUUUGGCGAUGGGUUCAGUACAAUAUCAAAGAUGAUCGAUUCAGCUACAACAUUCAUGAAUAAACUUUAUCACAAAGAACAGUUCGUAAGAUUUGCUGAAAAAGCGAAUAAACUUGGACUGGUUGCUAUUGAGAAGAGCAUUAAACUUGCUGAAAUUGAAAUCGACAAAAAUAUUUACUGGCGUGAUAAUCUCUACUCGAAAUUGAAAGAUAUUCUUGACAAAGCUGUUCAACAACUUCGGCUCACUGCUUAAACAACACCUACAAUGACUUUAAAAAAGGUAAAAUUGAUAAAGUAUUAAAGUCUAUGAAUUUACGCAAUAUAAAGAUGAGAAGAAAAAAGCAAAAUUUCCACUUCCUUACCCAAGUCGAUGUGAUAAAAAAAACAAGAAAGAAAAAAGAAAUGUUCGUCACUUCGCGUAUAAUUUUCUAGCAAUUGCGAUGUUUUUCCUUAAAUUCAGUUAGCUCAUUCGUCACGAAUAAUUUAAUGUUAUUUUUGUGGUAAGCAUCAUCGAGGAAAUAAAAAAAAAAAGUCAAUGAUAAACCAUCGAUUAGAGUUUAAGAUUUUAGUUGAUAAGUGUGGGGAUUGUUAUGAGUGUUGUCAUCGAGAUUGAAAAAGAAAUUAAAUUUGAUUACAAUGUGAGUUGUUUAAAGGUUUCAUAGAUGAUGACUUCACUUUAAAAAGCACCUCAUGAGUUAAAAUGAUAACAACAUUAAGCAGGGAAAAUGAAACGUCUUCAAGAAUGAUAGAUUUGUUUAUUUAAUAUCCCUGAGAUAAAUAAUCUGAAGCUUCCUUUCUAAGAAGAAAUAAAGAAAUAUUUUUUCAUAAAUCUUACAUUAAUAACAUUGUUUAAUGAAAAGAAAAUUUCCAAGUAAUAAAAUUUCUUUCUCAAGCAUUUUUCAUCGGACAUGCAAAGUUUAUAUUUUCUCUAUGUUUUUGAAAUAUGAUUUUUGAGAACAUAAUUCGGCUGUGUUUCCUUAAACAAUCUUCAUGAACGACAUUUUCUUUAUGAUAAUUGAAAAACCUUUGACUAGUCUUUGUUUUGCCAUAUAAAUGAUUAAUAUGAAAAAAAUUGUGUCAGUGAAUAUAAAUAAAAAAUUUUAAUUGCUUUAACGCAGUUUUUAUAAAAUAUUAAAUACUGAAAACUUCACAGCAGAAAACUUUAUAAAAGAAAAAUAAUUAAAUUUAUUGGAAUUCUUAAACAUGCAACUGAUGAUGCCUUCUUAUCGAUGUCUUGAAGAAUAAUUAAAUACAUUAAACUUAAUAAUUGUCACGUUCUUAUAAUAAUAAUUGAUAAUUCAUACAAGAAAUGCAUAUUUUUAUAGCAUCUUACUUCUGUCUUAGGUCUUUUUGUAUUAUAAUUUAUUUAAAGUGUGUAAAAAUGCUUGCAAUGUUUAAAUUCUAAGAAAUUAUUGUGUAAAAGUUGAGUUAAGUUGAAAAUAAAAAUAAAAAUUUAAAUUGUCUUAUGGACCAUAUUUCAAAAGUUUGUUUACAUUUUAUUACUUAAUGUUUGUUUAUGUAUGACGAUUUUCA
Molecule: messenger RNA, 4623 nt
Organism: Clunio marinus
Lineage: Eukaryota; Metazoa; Arthropoda; Insecta; Diptera; Chironomidae
Source: the annotation of a GenBank genome assembly